UAAGAGUCUCUUUUGCUUGACGUACAGUUCUAAAACCGCAGACUCGAAGAUCAGAUGAUUCCCCCUCUUUCAACUGUAUACACAUGUCGCGCAUGUAGAAACCCGAUUCUUGGAUUUCAAUGGAGUUAGUUCAACGUGCUUCAUGUUUAGUAUACACUCCUAAGUGCAGUCCUCAGAACAAUCAAUACGUGAAUCUGCCGAAAAAACUCCGAAAGCAAAGCCACAAGAGUGAUUUGAGCUUGGGUUUGAUAGAAAAUGGUUCGAAAAUGAAGUCGUUGGUUGUUAAUGCGAGGGAUGGAGGGGCGGUGGUGGAGAAGCCGAAACUGCGGCGGUUUCGGGUAUUCGAGGGUUAUCCGGCGCCGUUUGGGGCUACUGCUCUCGACGGUGGAGUGAAUUUCGCGAUUUAUUCAACCAAUGCGGUAUCGGCGACUCUGUGCUUGAUGACUAUAUCAGAUAUAGAGGAGAAAAGAGUGACUGAGCAGAUUUUUCUGGAUCCACUGGCUAAUAAGACAGGAGAUGUCUGGCAUGUAUUUCUGAAAGGAGAUUUUAAAGAUAUGCUAUAUGGCUACAAAUUUGAUGGGAAGUUUUGUCCUGAAGAAGGACAGUACUACAAUUCUUCUCAAAUACUGUUGGACCCUUAUGCUAAAGCAGUUGUAAGCAGAGGGGAAUUUGGUAUUUUGGGACCUGUAGAAAGUUGCUGGCCCCAAAUGGCCUGCAUGGUACCUUCUGCCAAUGAUGAGUUUGACUGGGAAGGAGAUUUACCCCUUAAGUGUCAACAAAGAGAUCUUGUUAUAUACGAAAUGCAUGUUCGUGGAUUUACAAGACAUGAGUCAAGUCGAGCAAACUUUCCUGGUACAUACCGUGGUGUAGUGGAAAAACUUGAUCACUUGAAGGAACUUGGUAUCAACUGUAUAGAGCUAAUGCCAUGUCACGAAUUCAAUGAGCUGGAGUACUACAGCUACAAUUCUGCCUUGGGUGAUUAUAAGGUGAAUUUUUGGGGAUAUUCAACGGUCAAUUUCUUUUCACCAAUGACAAGAUAUGCAUCUGCGGGUACCGAUGAUUGUGGCCGUGGCGCAAUAAAUGAAUUCAAACAUCUUAUUAAAGAAGCACAUAAACGAGGAAUUGAGGUGUUCAUGGAUGUUGUUUUCAAUCACACCGCUGAAGGGAAUGAGAAUGGUCCCAUAUUGUCAUUUAGGGGUGUUGAUAACAGUGUCUUUUAUAUGCUUGCGCCUAAGGGAGAGUUCUAUAAUUAUUCAGGUUGUGGAAACACCUUCAAUUGCAACCAUCCCGUUGUACGCCAAUUCAUAUUGGACUGCUUGAGAUAUUGGGUAACAGAAAUGCAUGUGGAUGGCUUCCGCUUUGAUCUUGCUUCUAUCUUGACAAGGGGAAGCAGUCUCUGGGAUGCGGCGAAUGUAUAUGGAAAUCCAAUAGAAGGUGACAUGCUGACAACUGGCACUCCUCUCAGCAUCCCGCCACUAGUCCAUAUGAUUAGCAAUGAUCCAAUACUUCGUGGAGUAAAGCUUAUAGCAGAAGCAUGGGAUUGUGGAGGCCUUUACCAAGUUGGCAUGUUUCCGCACUGGGGUAUUUGGUCAGAAUGGAAUGGGAAGUAUCGUGACAUAGUACGGCAGUUUAUCAAGGGUACAGAUGGAUUUGCUGGGGCUUUUGCUGAAUGCAUUUGUGGCAGCCCCAAUUUAUACCAGGAAGGUGGAAGGAAACCAUGGAACAGUAUCAAUUUUGUGUGUGCACAUGAUGGUUUUACUUUGGCUGAUCUAGUGACAUAUAAUAACAAACAUAACUUAGCAAAUGGGGAAGACAACAAUGACGGAGAGAAUCAUAACAAUAGCUGGAACUGUGGAGAGGAGGGGGAGUUUGCAAGCAUUUCCGUGAAGAACUUGAGGAAACGACAAAUGCAAAAUUUUGUUCUUUGCCUCAUGGUUUCACAAGGCGUCCCCAUGAUCCAUAUGGGUGAUGAAUAUGGUCACACAAAAGGAGGGAACAACAAUUCCUAUUGCCACGAUAAUUAUAUCAACUACUUCCGAUGGGAUAAGAAGGAAGAAUCCUCAUCUGACUUCUUCAGAUUUUGCUGCCUUAUUACCAAUUUCCGCCAUGAAUGUGAGUCACUUGGAUUAGAUGACUUCCCUACAGCAGAGAGGUUGCAGUGGCAUGGUCAUGCCCCUGGGAUGCCAGACUGGUCCAAAACAAGCCGAUUUGUGGCAUUUACAUUGAAGGACUCAGUGAAGGGAGAACUGUAUGUUGCCUUCAACACUAGUCAUUUACCUGUCACCAUUACAUUGCCACAACGGCCUGGCUACAGGUGGGAGCCUUUGGUGGACACCAGCAAACUUGCACCAUUCGACUUCCUCUCUGAAAACAUUCCAGAAAGAGAGACAGCAAUAAAACAGUAUUCACACUUUCUUGAUGCCAACCUAUACCCUAUGCUUAGUUAUUCUUCUGUUAUUUUAUUACUCUCACCAGGUGAUACUGCUUAGCUUAAAUCCAGUAGCCCCAGGAUUAAGUUGCUUCAAUUGAUGAAACUUUUCGAUAUCAUGCACAAAUAUCCAGAUCACAUAACUGUGUACGGAGAAGUGGCCAGAUGGAUAGUUGUGAAAGAGUCUGUGGAACAAGAAGGCAAAUGAUGUAAUUAGUGGAAUCCAUUAUUGAGGAGGGGAAGGAUAGAUUACAUUGACUGGAAAUCUAUAUCAUGAUGGUGGAAUUACGAUUUAUCUGCAGCUAUAUUAACUUUUAAGUUCUACUGUAAAUACUUGCCAAUGGUUUGAUUCAAUGAAGUAUUUUUUAUUUUUUGAACUCA
Molecule: messenger RNA, 2809 nt
Organism: Cornus florida
Lineage: Eukaryota; Viridiplantae; Streptophyta; Magnoliopsida; Cornales; Cornaceae
Product: isoamylase 1, chloroplastic
Exons: 19
Coding region: 120-2489 (789 amino acids)
Biological process (GO): carbohydrate metabolic process
Molecular function (GO): hydrolase activity, hydrolyzing O-glycosyl compounds
Source: RefSeq, a predicted model, not a curated record